AUGGAAGUCAAUGGUGAACCAGAUAUAGCUGGUAUUUUAAGCGCGGCUUUAAUGCCAUUGAAAGAUAUGAAACAUGCAGAUAUUUUGGACCAGUAUGAAAUGAACAUGGCUGAUGGAAAUAUAACACCUGACGUUCUAGAACAUUUAUCUCAAAGAACUACACAGAACCAUAGAGAUGGUAUAUUUGGUGAAGAGUUUAGAAAGACAGUUAGGAGAGAGAAGGAAGAGAACCUAUUGUACAUGACCUUGCAAAUGAAAGUUUGCAAAAUGUCAUAA
Messenger RNA from Trichomonas vaginalis G3, 276 nucleotides. RefSeq names its product protein of unknown function, DUF4106 family. The record is from RefSeq and is a predicted model, not a curated record. Lineage: Eukaryota; Parabasalia; Trichomonadida; Trichomonadidae. The transcript has a single exon. Bases 1 to 276 code for a protein of 91 amino acids.